This is a messenger RNA of Sphaerodactylus townsendi, 2062 nucleotides long. It is a transcript of the gene CAAP1, whose product is annotated as caspase activity and apoptosis inhibitor 1. The transcript is spliced from 6 exons. Lineage: Eukaryota; Metazoa; Chordata; Lepidosauria; Squamata; Sphaerodactylidae. The record is from RefSeq and is a predicted model, not a curated record. Bases 104 to 1003 code for a protein of 299 amino acids.
AGGCGACGCGCAAUUCUGUCCUCAGCGCGCAGCCGUGGAGGCGGGUGCACUAUGGACGGUUAAAUAUAUAUACAUUUUAACAGUACUGUUUGCAGAGAGUGCCAUGACAGGCCGUAAACUGGCUAAAGAAAAGAAGCGGCAUCGCUCCCGUUUGUGCUGCCCGGAGGAGGGAGGCGGCAGCGAGAGGAAACGGAGGAGCACAGACUCGCUGCACGGCCUUCCGGAGGAAACAAAAUGUUCUGCACAAGCUUCAGAAAAGGAGGAUGGGGGAGAAGAGCUCAGUGACAUAGAAGAAGGUGGAUUAGACCUCAGUGUGCAACUGAAACCAGUUAGUUUCUAUAUAACAGACAAGAAGGAAAUGCUUCAACAGUGCUUUUGUAUCAUUGGGGAGAAGAAACUGCAGAAAAUGCUGCCUGAUGUUUUAAAGACCUGUUCCAUAGAAGAAAUCAAAAGACUUUGUCUUGAACAGUUGGAUCUCAUGUCAGAGAAGAAAUUACUGAAAAUUCUUGAAGGUGAGCAUGGUGCUGAUUCUGACAGCGAUGUAGAGGCCAGUGCUAGUGAAGGGAAGGCCGGCAUUGAAUCAAUUAGUCAGCAAGACAAUAGCAUAGAUUCUACUUCUUCUGUGAAAGAAGACAACAAAUUGGAGGGGUUGGACCCCAAACAUGGAAAAGGAGAAGAUAGUGAUGUUCUCAGCAUCAACGCAGAUGCCUAUGACAGUGAUAUUGAAGGCCCGUGCAAUGAAGAGGAGAAUCCCAGUGUGCCAGAAAGGACUGUCAGAAGCGGAGAUGGUCAGAUAGAUGAUCUUCAGAAGGACAUUGAGAAAAGUGUGAAUGAGAUCCUGGGGCUUGCAGAACCUUCCUCAAAGGAAACUAAGGCAGCAGCACUAGCAGUUCCUCCAGCAGAUGAUGUUCAUCCAUCAGCACAGCAGCUAGAGCUCCUGGAGCUCGAGAUGCGAGCCAGGGCUAUUAAGGCCCUCAUGAAAGCUGGAGAUGUAAAAAAAUAGCUUCUGGGUGAUUUCAUUUGCAAGUUAUUUAUAUGUAUUUUGAUGGGUGUGAUGUCAGCUCCCUUCAGUGAGAAAAUGUAUUUGGACUGGAUUUGACAUUUCUCGUUGAAACAUUGUGUAUCCUAACCCUUGGCUGAAAUAGUUGGUGGCACUUUGUCACUGCCAUUAGUAAACUUCCUCUGUGACUUGCUUACAUUGUCUGGUUUGACACAGACUCUGUUGGUUACUUUUUCUUUGUGCUAGCAUAUUUCUUGAUGUGAAUUGUGAAACAAUAAUGACAUAGUGCCUCUCUGGCCAAAUCUUGGAGCCUUAUGGAAGAAUUUAGAGAGCAAUGUGGGGUAUUUGCCAUCCUAGCUCCAGCCUUUUGCUUUUGGAAGCCAUUGGGCAACUUGGGGUAGAAUGUCAAAUGUAGAAAGAAGGGGGUAGAAACAAUACCUGACAGAAGUUGAGAGGUAUAGGGCAUGUGAAUUGAGAAACCACUCCAGAGUCCCUCAAAGUGCAAGAGCAGACUCUGGAGCUAAAUCACUCCAUUGGUGCAGUGUCUGAGCAAUUAGAAGUACUGUCUACUGCCUCAGACCUGGAUACCCCACAUAAAGGCCUAAGAUGGUGACACUGGUUCUCAGUGGCUGAACCCCCUAAAGGGUUUGACCCAUGGCUACUACUUGACCUUGUCACAUAUGACCCUAUCCAUAGACACUCAUAAUCUGUAUAGUUUGCACUUAAACUUGUUUCUUGUUUACCCUAGUAUUGAUGUGUUCAUGUCUGAAAUAUCUUUCUUCAUAAAGAACCUUUGAUUGUCUGGGAGUACUUAACAUGUGAGUCUGUGUGAUGCUCAGCUUCUGAAUUAAAUAAUUAAAAUGACUGACUUUUUGCUUUGGAAGAUUGAAAAGUGUGCUUAAAUUGUGAAAUACACGUGGCUAUGGAUAAUUUUUAAACUCAGCAUUGGAAAGAUACAGAUACCUAAUUCAUUCCUAUGCCCAUUUUUUUCAGACUGUUGUUUCAUUGACUGUAGUGUUUUCUACCUUCUUUUUAGCAAUACAAAGGAGAUAUUUGUAUCAA